AUGUCUCAAUGUUGUUUCGAUGAUUUGUCCACUGAAUUAUUAAUUUACAUUUUCAAUUUUUUGGAUGUACGAGACUUGAGUCGAUUAAGACUGAUUUGUAGGAGAUUCCGAGAUGUAAUCAAUGCUUGGGAUAGUGUACUAAUUAAAACCACGACAGUAGUAACCAACCAAAAUAGUGACAAAUUUUUAGCCAGAUGUUUCACCAAGAUACCAACAAAAUUAGAAAAGUUAAGGCUGCAAAACAAUUGGAAAUAUGGCAUGUAUAACGAAAAGAAUCUUUUCUAUGUUAGAAAAAGAUACAUGCCAUGGCUAAAAUUAGACAAAGAUUACCUGUGGUUCAGCCGAGGUUCGAAAAUUUUUAAUUACAAGCGAGACAGAGAAUGUAUAAUCAAUUCUAAGCCUAAUUAUGUUUUAACGCCUCAAUAUCGUCAUAGCUGUGUUAAUGUAGGAUUUUCGUCUAUUGAUGUUACUAAAUUUACUGUUCAAGAUGAUAUUUUGGUAGGCGGACUCAGUGAUGGAGGAGUUUACGUUCAAAAUCUCAUCAACAAAAAUGAUUUCUAUAUCGAUAAAGACGAACAUACAUUCACUUGUUCGGUUGAUAUUUCUCCUGAUGGACUGGUAGUAGCUAGCGGAAUGAGAAAUGACUGUUUUAAAAUAUUUUCACUACAUCGAGAUCCUUUAGAAUUAACUUUAAUACAUACCCAGGAAUUAGGUCAGAGAGCUUGGUGUGUAUCAUUUUGCGAAGAACGACCCAUAUUUGCGUGUGGUACAUCUGCAGGAGGUGAUAGCAGGAAAUCAAUAUUGUUAUUUGAUACUGAUAGGUAUACAGAGAUUAUGAAUUUAAAACUCGGUCAUUUUAUAUCUGCAACUUUGGACAUCAAAUGGGAUGGCCCCAAUGGUAUAUGGUCUUGCGGUAAUGAUAGUCAUUUAAGAAGAUGGGAUUUAAGAACUGGUAACUGUGAACAAAAGUUUCACGACGCAUUUGGUGCCGGUUUAUACUGUUUAGAUUAUGACUACUGCAACAGUAUUAUGGUUGGUACGUAUCUACAUGGAAGGGUUGCUUUAUGGGAUGUACGGACUAAAAGAUGUGUACAGUUAUACUUCACGAGGUCUUGUAAAGGAACCACAUUGAAUUCGCCAGUUUACAGCCUCUCCUUCGAUUCCGAGUACUUAUUUGCUGCAGUGGAUCAAAAUUUAAAUAUUAUGGAUUUCAGCAACUACGAAUAUAGACAAAAGAGGGAUUAUGUCAAAAUACUUGAAGAGACUAAAGUGGGUUAG
Ceutorhynchus assimilis (cabbage seed weevil) is the source of this 1278-nucleotide messenger RNA. The record is from the annotation of a GenBank genome assembly. Lineage: Eukaryota; Metazoa; Arthropoda; Insecta; Coleoptera; Curculionidae.